AUGACGGUAACAGUAACGUCAGGUGGCAAUGAGGAUAACGGUAACGGUUACAGUAACAAUGAUAAUAAUGGUAACUGUCACAAUAAUGGUCACUUUAAUGCUUAUGAAUACAAUAAUGACAAUCGUAAUGGUGACAGUGACAAUAAUGGUAAUUGUAAUGGUGAUGGUGACAGUAACGGUUAUGGUAACGGUUACGGUGACGGUCAUAGUGACGGUGACGGCAACGGAGAUAGUUAUGGUAAUGGUGAUGGUAAAGGUCACGAUGACGGUAAUGGUCACAAUAACAGUGACGAUAAUGGUUACGAUGACGUUAAUGGUAACAGUUGCGAAACGGUGACGAUAAAGGUGACGGUGACAAUACGGGUUACGAGAACUGUAACAGUAACGGUGACGGUAACUGUAAUGGUAAUAGUGACAAUAACGGUGAAGAGUAACGGUGACGGUGAGGAUGAUGGUAACAGUGGCGGUGAUAGUAACAGUGAUGGUGAUAGUAACGGUGACAGUAUUGGUAACGGUAACAAUAUCGGUAAAAGUAACGGUAACGGUAACGAUGACAGUAAUAGUUAUAAUAACGGUAAUGGUUACGGUAACGGUAAUGGUUACGAUAACAGUAACAGUGUCGGUAACAGUAUCGGUAAUGGUGAUGGUAAGGGUGACGAUAACGGUAACAGUAAUGGUGACGACAAUGAGAACAGUGAUGUUAACAGUGAUGGAAACGGUAAAAGUAACGGUUAUGAUGACGGUAAUGGUUAUGUGAUAGUAACGGUAACGAUGAUGGUAAUGGUGACGGUGACGAUUACAGUGAUUGUCACAGUAACGGUGACGGUAAUGGUGACAGUAAUUAACGGUAAUGGUGAUGAUAACGAUAAUGGUGAAGGUAACAAUGAAAGUAAUGGUUACAAUAACAGUAACGAUUAUGAUAACGAUAACAAUAACGAUAACGGUAAUGGGAAUCAUAAAAGUGAUAGUAACAGUAAUAGUAACGGUAACCGUAACAGUGAUAGUAACAGUAACAAUAACAGUAACGAUAACCGUGACAAUAAUAGUAACAGUAGCGGUAAUGGUAACUGUAACGAUAACUAUUACGAUAACGGUGACGGUAGUAGUAAUGGUAAAGGUAACAGUUACGGUGAUAGUAAAGGUGACGAUAACAAUGACGGUGAUAGUAACGGUUACGAUGACAGUAAUGUUAAUGGUGAUAGUGACAGUGACGGUAACGGUGACAGUAAUGGUGACGGUCAUGGUAACAGUGAUGAUAAAGGUGACUAUAAUGGUUACGAUGACGGUAACGAUAACGGUAAUGGUAAUGUAAUGGUAACCGUAACAGUGAUAGUAAUGGUAUGUAACAGUAACAGUAACAGUAACAGUAAAGGUAACGGUAAUCAUGAUAGUAACAAUAACAGUAAUGGUAACAGUAACGGUAAUAGUGACGGUAACAAUCAUGGUAACAAUGACGAUAAUAGUAAUGGUAAUGGUAAUGUGACGGUGACAGUAACGGUAACAGUGAAGCUAAUAGUGAUGGUAACGGUUAUGGUGACAGUGACUAUAACGGUCAUGGUAACGGUGACAAUAACAUUACUGUAA
This is a messenger RNA of Vitis vinifera (wine grape), 1584 nucleotides long. RefSeq lists its product as uncharacterized. The transcript is spliced from 10 exons. Bases 1 to 1584 code for a protein of 527 amino acids. Lineage: Eukaryota; Viridiplantae; Streptophyta; Magnoliopsida; Vitales; Vitaceae. The record is from RefSeq and is a predicted model, not a curated record.